Messenger RNA from Amphibalanus amphitrite, 1193 nucleotides. RefSeq lists its product as uncharacterized. The transcript has 3 exons. Bases 249 to 695 code for a protein of 148 amino acids. The record is from RefSeq and is a predicted model, not a curated record. NCBI's taxonomy places the organism in Eukaryota, Metazoa, Arthropoda, Thecostraca, Balanomorpha, Balanidae.
UGCUGUGCGCCGACGCCGCCCGGGUGUAGCGCCCCUCCCGGCGCGCGGCUGGACGCGCCUCUGCGCCAUGCCUCUGACUGGGCGCGCCGCUGCGACCGGUGCGGCGGCGAAGGUCGAGGCUGCGGCCCGAGGGGUCAGACGUGUGAGAGGUCGAGGGCUGGAGGGUCGCCGCCCGCGCGUGCUGAGUGUGUACGAAUACACGAAGGACUGAGACGCUGCCUCUCAACUAACAUUGGCGCGGUCAAGGUAUGGACGCUGAAGGCGUGGAAGUUGGAGGAGAGGACGUCGUUCCGUCGACGGAGCGCUGCAGGCGUCUGGAGGAUCGCUGCGUCGACCUCCAGGACCAGGUGGACGAGCUGCUCCUACGGGUGGAGGCCUUGGAGAGGAACCGAGCGCCAUCUGGACCUUCAAAAGCGCCUCCAGAUGGUCCGACUCCACGGCUGUGGUGUGACGCCGGAGCCCGCUACGAGGACACGGCGGCGUUCCGGGCGGACCUCGCCCUGCGGGAGGCGGCCCUGGCACGAGGACUACGGUUUUUACCGUAUCUGGGCCGCGCGCUGACCUGUAUGGUGAAGCGCCGCCAUCUGGUCAGGAGCGAUGUCGCGAGCAGGUGGUUCUGCCCGGACGGCAUCCACCUCACCGCGCUCGGCUACGACAAGAUUCAAAAGAAGCUUAGCGACACAUUUGCCCGCUAAGUGCGCCAAGCUAACGACGUGCUCGUUAUCGACACGCUCGAUGGAUGGCGAAGGGGGGAGGGGACAGAGAGACGGUGUCGUGUAGUGACUGCGGUGCAGGGCGAAACAUGUGCGUUGUACUUGGGUGUUUGACGUCGCGGUGCGUCGUGGACCUCGUGUUGCGGUUGCAUUAUGGUCCUUUUUGUUGCGGUUUUGUUGUUGUUUUGAGUUGUAUGUACAUAUUUUUGGAAGGAUUGUGGGUCGAACCUUUAUGGGGGGAGGUAUGUGGGGCGGCGUUUGCGUGGGUGCUGUGCGCCGACGCCGCCCGGGUGUAGCGCCCCUCCCGGCGCGCGGCUGGACGCGCCUCUGCGCCAUGCCUCUGACUGGGCGCGCCGCUGCGACCGGUGCGGCGGCGAAGGUCGAGGCUGCGGCCCGAGGGGUCAGACGUGUGAGAGGUCGAGGGCUGGAGGGUCGCCGCCCGCGCGUGCUGAGUGUGUACGAAUACACGAAGGACUGAGA